AUGACGCACUUUACAGACAGCCUGGUACGAAAAACAUCAAAACGUCACCUGCAGAACAAAGAAUCAUUUCAGUUAUUGGGCAAAAGUAGAAUUGAGCACGCCCUUUCUGAAGCCGCUCGUCUGACAGCAAUAAAAUACAACGAACAAGUUGCACCCAGCAGGAGAGUAUUGGCUCGUUUUAUCCAGGCAAUUGUAUUUCUUUGUAAACAAGAACUAGCCUUUCGUGGGUAUCGAGAAGACGAGUACUCCAGCAACAAAGGUAAAAAUCUGGAAUUGUUGGAUUUACUAGCUCAAGGAGAGCAGUUAAUCCGAGACCAUCUGUCAUCAUCUUCAACCUUUAAAGGAACGUCUCCAGAUAUACAGAAUGAUGUAAUAGAAAUGAUAACUCUGGCAGUUAAUAAGAAAAUAAGAUCUGAAAUUCAGAACUGCAAUUUCAUUUCCAUUCAGGCUGAUGCAACAUUAGACGCAUCAUGGAAGAGACAAAUGACUAUAAUAUUCAGGUACUGUAUUGCAGACAAAAUUGAGGUAAUAUUCGUUGGAUUUUACUAUGUUUCUGGAGAUAAAACUGCUGAAGGCAUGUCAAACAUUAUUUAUGCAGUAUUUAAAGAAUGGAAUGUGGAAGGAAAAGUGGUUAGUCAAACAUAUGAUGGCGCUUCAGUAAUGGCAGGCAGAGAAAGAGGACUACAACAAUUGGUGAAAAAAUCAUCAAAACGAACUGUAUUGCUAACUGAGACAGGAUUUAAACUGCCACAUGCAAGCAACGCUCGCUGGAACUUCCGUUCCAGGGCAUUUUCAACAUCUAGUCAUUUCUCAGGCAUAUAUAGUGUUUUUAAUUAUAUAUUUGAUGAUACAGACUCUCAGUGGGACCCAUAA
Schistocerca cancellata (South American locust) is the source of this 873-nucleotide messenger RNA. RefSeq lists its product as uncharacterized. The record is from RefSeq and is a predicted model, not a curated record. The transcript is spliced from 3 exons. Lineage: Eukaryota; Metazoa; Arthropoda; Insecta; Orthoptera; Acrididae. The coding region runs from base 1 to 873 and encodes 290 amino acids.